AUGACCGAAGAGCCACGUUCUAAUUACCCAGUUCCUGGUUGGGAGAGGGAGUUUGAGGAGGAACGCGUCGCGUACACACGACUCGAAUCGCUGCAGGGCGUCUACGUGCCAAGAUAUAUUGGCAUCGUCAGGAAUGGAGACCGCCCUGCUCAUAUUCUCUCCGACAUAGGCGGUAAUAGUCUAGCGACGCCAGCAGGGGCCGUGUUGGAGCCGGAGGAUUUCGACCGACUGAUAUCCGAAACCUUGAACGCGCUGGGAUCCUGUCUGGUAUUGCACGGCGACUUGAAGAUGGAUAACUACCAUCUGGUUGGGAAUAAGAUAAUGGCAGUAGAUCUUGAGAGCUCGGGGAUGAAUUUCAAGGAGGUCCCCGUCUCGAAGGUCAAGAUCGUAGUCGACUACCUAGGCGGUCGAUAUCGGGAUCAUGUCGCUGGACUAGAAUGGGAGGGUCUCCGACUGCCGACCAUACAUUUAUAA
Scedosporium apiospermum is the source of this 474-nucleotide messenger RNA. RefSeq lists its product as uncharacterized. The transcript has 2 exons. The coding region runs from base 1 to 474 and encodes 157 amino acids. NCBI's taxonomy places the organism in Eukaryota, Fungi, Ascomycota, Sordariomycetes, Microascales, Microascaceae. The record is from RefSeq and is a predicted model, not a curated record.